Molecule: messenger RNA, 1095 nt
Organism: Solanum tuberosum (potato)
Lineage: Eukaryota; Viridiplantae; Streptophyta; Magnoliopsida; Solanales; Solanaceae
Exons: 1
Coding region: 1-1095 (364 amino acids)
Source: RefSeq, a predicted model, not a curated record
AUGGAGCCUUUUGAAAAUAGACAUGGUGUGGAAGAGUAUAAAAGGAGGUUAGGAAUGAAAUAUGUGGUGGUAAAUGCUAAUGGGAAGAUAUGGGUAUUUUUAGAUGAGGCCAUGGAAUAUGAUAUUAUUGGAGAUGAAGAUCAAAUGCUUACUCUAAAAGUACAUAGUUGUGGAAUGGGUAUUGAUGUAAUGAUAUCGGUGAUAUAUGCAAAGUGUACUCAAGGGGAGAGAUUAAAUCUGUGGGAAUCGAUGGCCCACUUAGCCACUACAGUCAACAUUCCGUGGGUAAUAGGGGGAGAUUUUAAUGUUAUAACCAAUGAAAGUGAGAAAUUGGAGGGAAGAAAGGUCACAGAUGCGAAAGUCAGGGAUUUCAAUCACUACUUAAACGUGUGCAACUUGGAGAAUUGGGGAUUUAAAGGUAGCAAAUAUACGUGGUGGAAUGGCAGAACCGAUGAGGGGUGUAUUUUCAAAAGGUUGGAUAGGAUACUAACUAAUGAUAAAGUUCAUGAUGUUUUCCCAGUUCUAGAAGUUGAGCACCUAGUGAGAAAUGGGUCUGAUCAUGCACCUUUAUCAGUUACUUUAAAAUCCAACAGGGAGGAGGUGAUUAAACUAUUUCGAUUUUUGAACUUUUGGCUCAAGGAGGCAUCUUUUAUGGAGGUGGUGCAGAAUAAUUGGUGGGCAGAUUUUGAAGGAGAUCUAUUUAGCUUGUUUCAUUAUAAGCUUAAAAGGGUGAAAAGGGAUUUAACCCAAUGGAGCAAGGAGACCUUUGGCAAUAUAUUUCAGGAAAUCAUCACGCUUGAGGAAGUUAUAAAGGUACAUGAAACGCAGUUUGAAAUUUCCCUAACAAUUGCGAAUAGAGAAAAAUUGCAUCGAGCUCAGGCAGACUUAUUGAAACAACUUAAUAGGGAGGAAGAAUUUUGGAAACAAAAAGCGAGUAUGGAGUGGUUUAAAGAAGGCGAAAGAAAUACAAAAUUCUUUCAUGCUAUUGUAAAGGGGAGAAGAAAUAGGUUGAGAGUGAAUAGAAUUCAAAAUGAUGAAGGUGAGUGGCUAGAGCAAGAGUCUGAUAUAGCAAAGGCUGCAGAGGACUUUACAUAA